AUGAACUCAUUUAUCAUUGAGCAAUGUCCUCCCUUAUAUAUCGACCAGUCCGCGUGUCGUAUUCCAAUACGAUCUGUCACGGGUAUGAUUUCCUUCCUCUUCCUCGCGUGGAUCCUGAAUUCCGGUGACGCUUUCAAUGAGUUCCCGUCGCUUAUGUCUGCCAACGCCACGAUGGCGGUCGUUAUCGAUAAGGGCUUCUUCGACAAUAAGCACGAAUAUCACAACACCGUGAGGAAUAUUUACGGGUUCAUCACGUCUACCAUCAGAGAAGAGAUGCAAAUGAUUGAUAUAAAUGUGCGCAUCUUCCGUAAUACGAAAAUUAAGAGCAUGCGAGAUUUCACGGCGUUGUUAUCGGUGGCAACGUGCGAGCAAACGUGGAGUCUGCACGACGCCGCGAGUAAAGAAGAAGUCGUGCAUUUAGCAAUAACGGAGCCAGAUUGCCCGCGAUUUUCUGAGACUGAAGGAGUGAGCAUUCCUUUAAUAUCGGCGGGCAAAGAGUUAUCCCAGAUUUUCCUCGAUUUGAGGUCUGUCGACGCUUUCAACUGGAACUCUAUCAACAUAUUGCACGAUGACACGUUCGAUAGAGAUUCGAUUAGCAAAGUCACUCAGGCUAUAUCGAUCCCAUUGCCGAACAAAAAAUUUAACAUGGUCUCUAGAUCGUUGUUCGCCUUCAAACAUGCCGAUUCCCAGCGUAACAGACGAUUCUACAUAAAAGACAUGCUCGAGAGCUUUCACGUGGAUCAGUUAGGCAAAUGCUUUCUUGUAAUUGUCACGAUAGACGCAGCUUCCGACGUUAUGGAAGUUGCAAGAGAAUUGAACAUGAUCCAGCCUGAUAGUCAAUGGCUAUACGUCAUCGCCGACAGCAUAGCACGAAACGGUUCGAAUAUUACCAAUUUCGUCGAUUACUUAUCGGAAGGUGUGAACGUGGCUUUCGCUUAUAACGCGACCGACAGCGAGACGUAUUGCGACGCCAAGCUAAUGUGUCAUGUCCAGGAGUUAACUAUAGCCUUGACCAAUGCUAUAAAAUUAUCAUUAAUGAUCGAAAUCGAGUUGUACAAUCGUGUGAACGAAGAGGAAUUCGAACUUAUUCGAUUAAGCAAGCACGAGCGGCAUCGAGAGAUUCUUAAAAAUAUUCAAAUAAAGCUUAUCGACGAUACUUUCGCUUCGGGCGGCGGUUGCGGCAAGUGCUUGUUUUGGCGAUUCGCCUCGGCCAUAACGUGGGGGAAUUUCUUCAUUCGUGGCAAGAGUACGGCGCACUUGAUAGAUUCGGGAACGUGGUUGCCCAGUCUCGGCGUGAACUUGACCGAUGUAAUUUUCCCGCAUAUUUCUCACGGAUUCCGAGGGAUCAGUCUGCCGAUCGCUACGUAUCACAAUCCACCAUGGUCCACCAUCCAGCUCGCCAGGUCCGGCGUGAAGGAAUACGGCGGUCUGGUUUUCGAUGUCGUAAAAUAUUUGGCCCAAAAAUUAAACUUCACAUACACUGUGAUCAGUCCAGCGAACAGUCGGGUAAUAAAAUUCAAACAGAACGAGACCAAAACCGAAGUGGUGUUAAAGUCAAACACGAGAGAAAUGCCGUCGGAAAUAAUAGACAUGGUCCGCAUGAAGAAGGUCCUUCUCGCAGCCUGUGCCUACACCGUGAACGAUCGCGGAAAAGAGGAUAUCAACUUCACACUGCCAAUCUUUAUACAGACAUAUAGCUUCUUAACCACAAAGCCUGGCCAACUUUCCAGAGCGUUAUUGUUCACGGCGCCCUUCGCCAAAGAGACGUGGGCCUGCCUGGCAGCAUCCAUUAUUAUAAUGGGCCCGAUCUUGUACCUGAUACACAAGUACAGUCUAGGCACGCAGACGGUAGGACUCAACUCGUGCUGGCAAUGCGUAUGGUACGUCUACGGAGCUCUUCUUCAGCAAGGCGGAAUGUACUUACCCCGUUGCGAUAGCGCGCGUUUGCUGGUUGGUGUCUGGUGGUUAGUCGUUAUGGUGUUAGUAGCGACUUACUCCGGAAGUUUGGUCGCAUUUCUGACAUUCCCGAAUAUGGACGUUGCCAUUCUUACGGUGGAGGAACUGGUCGCUCAUAAAGGUAAAGUAACCUGGGGCUUUCCUAAUGGCAGCUUUUUAGAGGAGUAUCUGAAAAAUGCAGAAGAAGAGAAAUAUCAUACUUUGUGGGAAUACGCCGAAAUUUAUAAUGAGACGCAAGAAGUGGAAGUUCUCGAAAAGGUGAAGGCCGGCAAACACGUGAUAAUCGAUUGGAGGAGCACGUUGAGGUUUCUGAUGAGAACCGACAUGUUAUCAACCGGCGGAUGCUCCUUUUCUCUGAGCACUGCUGAAUUUAUGGACGAGCCCAUCGCGAUGAUCAUCGGGCAAGAUAGUCCUUACACGAAAAUUAUCAACGCAGAGUUACAUCGUAUGCACGAGUCCGGACUGAUGACCAAAUGGAUAUCGGAGCAAAUACCUGCGAAAGACAAGUGCUCGGACAAUACCGUCAAUCAAGCCGUGGAGGAGCGCAAAGUAAACGUGUCGGACAUGCAGGGCAUAUUUUUCGUGCUUUUCAUGGGCGUGACUGGAUCCAUAUUUUUCUUGUGCUGCGAGUUCCUCUGGCACAAACAUCAAGUAGCGAAGCGGCGCAAGCUAAUUGAGCCUUUCCUCUCUUGAAUUCGAUUGAGAAUCAAGACAGAUCGGACGUUCCAGCUUCGCCUGUGAAACACGUGUGCCGUUAGUAAAAGUUCUGUGUAUGCAAUUAGAUUUUACUAUCGCUCACCCGCUGUUAACUGAAAGGGACCGUUCUAUUAUGAGCGUAACGAUCCUUCGACUAAAACUUAACGACGGUUUAAUUAGAGGAUGUACCUUGUGCGAUAUAUCUUAUUCUUUUUGGUGUCUAUUCUUUCGUAACGAUUAAAUCAUUCAUUCUGCCGUUGAAACAACUAACCUGAACAUUUCAGACAGCUCUUUUGUUCCUG
Messenger RNA from Odontomachus brunneus, 2954 nucleotides. RefSeq names its product ionotropic receptor 93a-like (gene Ir93a). Lineage: Eukaryota; Metazoa; Arthropoda; Insecta; Hymenoptera; Formicidae. Gene Ontology annotation, cellular component: membrane. The record is from RefSeq and is a predicted model, not a curated record. Gene Ontology annotation, molecular function: ligand-gated monoatomic ion channel activity.